Messenger RNA from Pseudomyrmex gracilis, 3046 nucleotides. RefSeq names its product leucine-rich repeat-containing protein 15. NCBI's taxonomy places the organism in Eukaryota, Metazoa, Arthropoda, Insecta, Hymenoptera, Formicidae. The record is from RefSeq and is a predicted model, not a curated record. Bases 243 to 2606 code for a protein of 787 amino acids. Gene Ontology annotation, molecular function: protein binding. The transcript is spliced from 6 exons.
CGGAGUACUGCGGCUCGAUUCGCGGUGAAAAACUUUUCGGCGAUCGAUUUUUUUGAAGUUUCUUUUCUUCGUCAUGCGAAAUUCGGCGCGGUAAAUCGCACGACGAUGGCACUGCGUGAUCAGAAGCUCGCGAUUAUCACCUCGAUGCAAGUGGCGAAGUGAAUUUAUCGCUGUGAGAGAUUGUGUGUGUGUGUGAAUUCGAUCGCGUUCGAUCUGAUUCACUACGGUGAUGAAAAACGAACAUGGAGGAACAAUCGAUGAUGCAACGCGGCGUGCGACUUCUGAUCACGUGUUGGCUGGUAAUUUUGUCAAUUGCAGGAUGUCAGAGCGCCUGCCCCGACAGGUGUCUGUGUUAUCUCAGCCAAGUGCCCAGGACUGUCGAGUGUUCGCAGCAAGGAUUACUGACGUUUCCCGAAAACGUUAGCGAUAUUGUCGAGCACUUGGAUUUGUCGAAUAAUCUCUUGAACGAGAUUCCCGACGAGAUCAAUCGACUGAUCGAGCUACAGUACCUGAACCUCGCGAAAAAUCAACUCGCUUUCCUGCCGCACAAUCUGGAGAAAUUAAUACAGCUGCGAAGACUAGAUCUGUCGGAGAACAAUAUCGAAAGCACGGCAGACAUUGCUUCCAUUAGCCAGCUGCCGGCUCUCGCAAUUCUGUACAUCUCAAGGAAUCCAUUAGCCGACUUGAAAGGGUUAACCAGCGAGACGCUUCAGGCGGUGCAUGCGGGUCAUUGCUUAAUACAAGCAUUCGACAACGCGUCCUUAAACGGAUUGCCGGGGCUAGUCACACUGAGUCUCGUGGGAAACCCGCUGAAAAAUGUUCGAACACCCGUCAGUCACACACUGCGAUGGUUGGACAUGUCUGACUGUGAUCUAAAUUAUCUGUAUCCGGAUACUUUUAGCGAACUCCCGGAACUGGAGGAGCUGCGACUGGUCAAUAAUCCUCGAUUAGUGUACAGCACUCGACGUUCGACCCUGCAGCAUCUGAAGCUGAAGAGACUGGACGUGUCGAGCUGCAAUCUCGACAGACCCGGUCUUCACGGUCUGGUCUCGCUUACGUACGCACGUCUCUCUCGCAACAUGAUUCGCAUUCUGCCGGAUCGCAUUUUCGCCAGAAACAAACAGUUGACGCAUUUGUAUCUGAACGCGAACGGUCUUGACCAAUUAAACGCGAGCACGUUCGACGGUCUGGUGAAGCUCCAGGUGCUGGAUCUGUCCGUGAACAGUCUCAGACAGGUCCACGGUCAAGCGUUUCACGAGAGCAUAGAUCUCAGAAUUCUGAAUCUUUCCUACAACUCUCUGCAAUACUUUCCGGAUCUGUCGACCGCCGUCACGUUGCUGGAUCUGUCCGUCAAUCUAAUCAACCGCUUCCGAGCGGAUUCUCUGGAGAACACGAGCAGAAUCAGAAGUCUGAUCUUGAGAGAUAAUCAACUGCAAUCGUUUCCGCGCGGCUUGAAAUCGACGACGUUGAAGAUACUGGACGUGCAGAGAAACAGACUCGUCGAGCUGCGCAACGACAGUUUCACUCAAUUACCGUCUCUGCAAAAAAUCGACUUGUCAGGAAAUCGUUUGACGGAAGCAAUGGAUCCCGGUGUGUUUCAAUACAAUCCGGAUCUGGCAGUAGUCCGUUUGGAGGACAAUCCGUGGCGUUGCGACUGCAAGCAAAUUUACAACGUUUUUGAAUAUCUAACGAGUCCUCCUCCCAAAAUUGUAUCGUCGAGUUUAAUUUGCCAGAGCCCGUCAAACGUUUCCGGUUAUUCGUGGGAGGCCGCGUGUUUCAACGACUGGCAUAACGACUUGUAUCACAGCAAAGACAGAACGUGGGGAAUAAUAAUGGUCAUUCUGGUUAUUCUGGUCGUUCUCAGCGGCAGCGUGGUAUCGAUCAAACACACUUUGAGAAUAAAAAGACGAGCCUCCGAACAGAGGCGACAACUCGAAUUAGCACAAGAGAGAGAAAGAUUAAGACUUCUACACAGAAGGAAUUAUCGUUCGGAAGAAGAGAUAGUCGAGCAAGAGGAACCGUCGGAACCUAGGAUCAAUCCUCUCGAAUUGGUCGGUCCGCCUAGCUACGAGGAAGCGGUCCAGAUGCCCAGACUGGUUCAUUCCUUGGACGCUCUGAACGAGAUCUCCGUCGAGAACGACACCUUGCGCGCCGUGAAUUCCGUGGACAAUUUACGAGUAAAGAAGAGAAGAUCGAGAAAACGCACGCCCCGGAAACGAACCCAGAGCGAGGACGAUCUGCUGAGAAGGGAGGAACGCCGACAGCUGCGAAUACGACGGGAGAGAACCAAUUCCAGCGGCAACAUCUGCGAGACGGACCAGUCGCACGUCACGAAUCCAUCCAAGAAUUCGAGAACUUCCCUCGGCCGCAGAUCCAGAAGACAGAGCGCCGUCGUCGACGAGAUCAUCGUCGAGUCAAGCAGCGGCAAGGACAGACCGAGGCCGCAGACUCCCAGCACGAAGAGAAGAAAGCGAAGACAGAUGUCGAGGGACGUCGAGCACGUGACCGACGACGAGGAUUCCGAAGUCCAGACGACGAUAGUCAUCAGAGAACUCAAACGAGAACCCAGAAGCGGUUACAGAGACUCGAGCGCGGAUCACGAUUGAAGUAUUUCGUUAUAGAAUUUUUUAUUUCCAACGUAUAUGACAAAUUUUUUGGUCGGUACUUUUAAUAAAAAUAUAGGGAAACAAAAAUUGUCUUGGCUUUCCGCUCUCGACGCGCUUGUCAACCGCAAUUGUAUUGACAUCUCGCGCAGAAGGCGUGAGGCCUUUUAUUUCUUUAAAUUUGCUCCUUGACACACGAAAACUGUCCCCGUAAUCGCAAUUAGCGCUAAAUCGACGAGUGCGAAAGCGCACGACUGAUUUUGCGCGAUAACAUUACAGGCAGUUCUGUUGUAUUUUUUUUUUUUCACAUGUCAGACCGGUUUCUUCUUACGUUAAGUACGCUCUUAUUUAUAUCGCCCGAGGAAGGUUAAUAAUUGAGUAAAUGACAAACGAAAGAACCAGCCAAUAGUGCGAGAUUUGCUUUGAAAAAAAAAAAAAAAAAA